This is a messenger RNA of Sclerotinia borealis F-4128, 993 nucleotides long. NCBI's taxonomy places the organism in Eukaryota, Fungi, Ascomycota, Leotiomycetes, Helotiales, Sclerotiniaceae. The record is from the annotation of a GenBank genome assembly.
AUGGUCGUCCUCGACAAGCUUCCAGGUCUGGAAGUAAACAUUGAAGUAGAUGGGGUGAAAGUUCAGGAAUACAAUGAUGAUGAGGAAGUAGAAGUCAAGCCAGGACGGGUCGGCGAACACCAAGCCUCGAGAACAGUAUCCAAAUACAUCGAAGCCAUCGAUGGUGCUGAGUUCAGCAUCAAAUGCUUCCUACCAACCCAAUUCAAGAUGAACGCGCCAAACAUCCAAGUAGAUGUGGCUGUCGAUAGCAAUUAUGCUCAGGGAAGAUUAAUACCACAAUGUGAAGCAGGAUCCUUUAAGGAGUUUCAAGGCCCCAGGAUGUUUCAUCCUUCGUCAGGAAAUGCUGCAGGACGGUGGACUUUGCAGAAGUAUAGGUUCUCUAAACUUGAUAUCUCAAAUGAGGAAACUCGACUCUCGAGCUUAAACAAAGAUAAGACCGAAGCCGAAAAAGUUGGUACAAUUGAAAUCAGUAUCUGGAGAGUGUCCGAAACAAUUCCAGUGGCAGCAGCAAGUGGAACAAGUUUUCGGCCCAAAAGUAGCUCCAAUAGCUUCCAUGAGAAGGCGCUCAAAGGUCAAGCUAAAUCUCACAAAGUUUCGUACUCUGCAGGAAUCCCCGUGGGUCCCCAAACUUACGCCACUGCCAUAAAACUUGAUGGUGAGGACUAUCCUAUAGCUAUAUAUAGGUUUAAAUAUCGGUCCAAGGAAGCUCUCAAGCAGUUACUGAUCAUUGAGCGAACACCCGAACCGGAAGACAGCCCAACCCCAGAUCCAGCACCAGAUGUUGAUCUCGAAGAUCUGACGCCUGCUCAACGGGAGCGCGUCAGGGCCUUUCUACGUAAUGAAGGGGUUAAUGCGGGCGGUGCAUCCGACACUCCUGAGAGAAAGAUUAAGCGUGAGCGGAAUGAUGGAGAAGAUUCAAACCAAGCACGACGAAAGAAGUCCAAAAUCACGCAGGUCAUUGAUCUUACCGCGGAUUCUGACGGAGAUGAGUAG